UACUACCACAAUGCAUCUCUCUACACGAGCUUUGUCGGCACUCGCUGCGUUCUGUCUGUGUGCUGGUGUCACUCAAGUGUUUGGACACGGAAAUCCGAAGCCUUGUCCUGUCUGUAGUGAAAUCCUUGCGAAUAUUGCAAACGGAAGUCGACCUCAACUGUCCUAUGAAUGCAACUGUGUAGUUAAAGACCUCAAGAUGACUAUGGCCCAACUUCGAACUACUAUAUCUAAUCUUGAAGGCCAGUUGGCAGACGUUACAGGACAACUGAAUACCACCCAGGCACAACUGAACGCUACAAAUCAACAACUACAGGCCAUCUGCCCAGACUCGACAGAUCUCCGGGCUGCUUGCGAUGCGGAUUCUGACUUCACUUUCUUGGAGUCUGGCGAUGGUUGUCAAGCUAUCUGUUACAACGUCAGCACCGCCAAAGUGAACUACGCAGGCGCAGAAGCGGCUUGUGCAGCUGCUGGUGGCGCCCUCAUCACUCUGGACACCAUGAAGAAGAACGCCCUGAUGAUCGAUGCGAUCAGAACAUCGAACCGUGACGACAGCUUCUGGAUCGGCCUCAAGUUCGUGACUGGUAACUGGGUGUGGCAAGGAACCGGUAACCAGAUGACGUUCUCCGACUGGGCGAACACCGAGCCAGACAACAAUCAGGACUGUGCGUCUUUAAAUAAGCUGCUUGCGAUGCGGAUCCAGACUUGACUUUCUUGGAGUCUGGCGAUGGUUGUGAAGCUACCACCCCAGCACCACCAUUGUGAUCUAUGCAGGCGCAGAAGUGGUUUGUGCAGCUGCUGGUGGCGCCCUCAUCACACUGGACACGCUGGAGAAGAACGCCCUGAUGGUGGAUACCAUCAGAACAUGUGAGUCAUAUAAUCAUGUUUACAUGUAGUAACAUAUUUCCUGUGCUGCACUGUGAUGUAACCAAUUCAAUUUGUCUGAACAGUCAAUGCAAGUAAAUGUUAAAGUGUUGGGGUUUUUUUUAACUGUCCUAAGAAUUAACACCGUUCUAUGGGACAGUACUAAAUAUGGAUGUUGUACAUUUAAAACAUUUUUUAAUAUCCAGCCAAUUCCUUCAGAAAGAGAGAUGAAUGUCUGAUACAUGUAUUGUUGUUUUCCUCUGUAUCCUAUAUAAUAUAUUAUCACUUGUUUUGUAGUGUGCAUAGCCAACAGCUUCUGGAUCGACCUCAAGUUUGUGGGUGAUCAGUGGGUGUGGCAAGGUAAUGGUAACCAAGCUACGUUCACAGAUUGGGCUUCUGGAGAACCCGAUAACAAUCAAGAUUGUGCAUCCUUGAACAAAGCUAAAAAGCAUCGCUGGUUUGACCGACCCUGCAGCAACGCUAACAGGAAUGGAGCACUUUGUGAAAUUACUGUGCCAUAAACCAACUUUGGUAAAUGAUAAAAUAAAAAAUCUAAUUAGCAAGU
Messenger RNA from Gigantopelta aegis, 1426 nucleotides. RefSeq lists its product as uncharacterized. Lineage: Eukaryota; Metazoa; Mollusca; Gastropoda; Neomphalida; Peltospiridae. The record is from RefSeq and is a predicted model, not a curated record. The coding region runs from base 11 to 706 and encodes 231 amino acids. The transcript is spliced from 7 exons.